AUGGAAGAGUCGGGUGUCUGUCUCGAAUCGCUAUGGCCGUACGAUAUCAAAAAAGUCAAUGUCAAACCCCAUAAACAGUGUUAUGCAGCAGCCGAAGAGUACACAAUCACCGAGGCACUCCAAGUCGAUAUCGAUGUGUACGAAAUGAAGGCUUGUCUCGCUCAAGGAUUUCCCAUUAUCAUCAGUCUCAAUUUGUACAAGUCAUUCGACAAGGCAAGAGACAAAGGACUCGUUCCUAUGCCAAAAAAGGAUGAGGUCGUUCGAUCUACACAUGCAAGGCAUGCUGUCCUAGCAGCUGGCUAUAGUGGUUAUUGCUAUAUACCGUACGAAUAUUUGGGGAACAACGAAUUGUGCGAUGUUGCUCGGACGGUGAAAAAGUCGGCCGUUGAUGAAAUGGGACAAGAUGUGUGGGAGGAGGACGAUGUCGAUUAUCUUGACAAUGAGCAGGAGGAAGAAGAUGACGAUGACAGCAGUGAUGCAGAAAUUGACGAAGUCGAAGAAGAGGACGAGAGUGAUAGCGACGAUGAUGACGACUCGGAGUAG
This is a messenger RNA of Didymodactylos carnosus, 543 nucleotides long. Lineage: Eukaryota; Metazoa; Rotifera; Eurotatoria; Philodinida; Philodinidae. The record is from the annotation of a GenBank genome assembly.